GUUCUCAAAAUCACGAUGGACAAUGGCUACUCAGACGCACCCUGUUUGAAGCGUCGCAAAUUAUCCUUAGCUGACUUUCAAGACCUUCCACGACACCUAUACCAACACGUUGUCAAGUUCCUUCCCCAGCAGGACCUCGUUGCCCUCGCUCAGGUAUCACUGCAUUUCAACCCGCUAUGCAACAAGCGGUUAUAUUCCAGAAUCCUUUUCACACCCCGUGAGUGCAUCUUGCUAAGCGCCACAUUGGUUUAUGAUUAUUGGACUAUUGCUAGAUCACUGGAUCUGCUCUUCCCGGAUAACCAUUUGUCUGCUUUUUACACGCGUGAGAUCACUAUUGCAGAUGGUAGCGUCUAUGAUAGCAUAAUUCCCUGGUUCAACGCUAUUUCCUUUGUAAACCUCCAGAAGUUUGUUCCUCUUGGUAUUCAGAAUCCUGAAUGCUUGGCGGGCUUUGAAACUAAACAAUUUGAGACUCUCUCCACCGUGGUGAGUCCUUUUCAGUCCACAACAUUCCCUCAAACCUUUAAGGAAAUGAUAGUUUCCGCCCACGUCAACAAUUGGUUGUAUGAUUAUAAUAUUACUGAGAAUGCUGAGCUGGAUUUGAAAGCAAUGACAUCCAACAAGGGUGUCGUUUCGUCCUUAAAAGUGUUUUCAUCUAUGAAGUGUGGCCUCCGAUAUCUCGACGAGCUUAGUCAACUAUUUGGAAAGUCAGCCAUUCAGAAAAUAGAUCUAAAGAUAUUUUCCCUAAGUCAUGUGCACCGGUAUGAUAACAUCGAUCCUGAAGUUGAGCCAGACCCCAUGCUUCGCUUAGAAGUUUUGAGUAUGUUGGUCACCGCACCCAUGCCUAGAUUGGAGUACAGUCUAGUUCUGGAAUUUUUACAAGUGGGGAAGGUACAAAAUCUCGAGCUCGAAGUGGGCUGUAUGGAUCGAUCGUCCGGAUGUUUAUGCUCCGAGGAGUUUCUAGCUAAUUGUUGCGGUGGGUUCAGGACCUUGAAAAAACUAGUCCUAACCAGAGGUGAUUAUCCAAUCCUACGGGAGCUACAUGAAUGGCACGAUAGCUUUGGUGGCUUGAUCACCGCUAACCUGGGGACCCUUGAGUACCUUUACGUCAACUUCAACAAUAUUGUCCUCCCCGUUCAUGAGAUGGCACAAGUGAGCUUGGAGAGCAUCGAACGGUUGAGAAACUCGUCACUUCUCUUUAUGGGGAGCAUCAUGCAGUGUAAAAUUUUGGAAGAGUUGGUCAUAACAGACUUUGUGGAGUCAUACUUGUGCUUUCACAGCAACAUCAAGGAAUAUUUCACGCAACGUGCCAAGGACCCGCAAGGCUUAAUCCAGUGUCCUGAAUGCCAAAGGGUUUUCGAUGAAUUUCCGGACAAAGACCGGUUUUUCGAGGCUAUACUUGAGGUUUUACCAGGAAUCCAGUCCAGGACUAUGGAUCUGGGUAUAGAUACUUGUCUCUCAAAGUUGGAUAUCCUCAGACUCCCGUACACUGUGGGGAGAGAGAAAAUAGAUCCCCUUUCCCCGAGCCUGGGUGGCUAUUCCGACGAAGAAGAAACGGAGGAAAUGACUGAUAAGAUGUUCGCGAGUAUUGUCAAUCUUAUUGCUCACUGUUUAAUGCCGACUGUGGAAACUUUACUUGAGGCGUUGCCGAAACUCCGGACGGUAUCGUUGGAUGGAAUCCUUUUUGAAAGCAGGAAUAGCCGCGGUAUCCGUUCCAUGGUAUGUGUAAGUGAAGUUUAUCAAGGACAUACAUAGUUGACUGUUUGGGCAAUGUGUGGAAACCAAUGAGGUACCAUGAAGCUUAGUCUAUAUACUUUUGUGUAUAUUUAACGUGUUCCAGUAGAGUGAUUUUUUUUUUUUUGAUUUUUU
This is a messenger RNA of Babjeviella inositovora NRRL Y-12698, 1866 nucleotides long. RefSeq lists its product as uncharacterized. The transcript has a single exon. Lineage: Eukaryota; Fungi; Ascomycota; Pichiomycetes; Serinales. The record is from RefSeq and is a predicted model, not a curated record. Gene Ontology annotation, molecular function: protein binding. The coding region runs from base 16 to 1752 and encodes 578 amino acids.